AUGGAGGAGGUCUACGUCUUCGGCGACCAAACCGCUGACCUGCGGUCGUUCUUCACCAAAGUCUUCUCCCGGAAGGACGAUGUAUUACUACAAAGCUUCCUCGAGAGAACUGGUGAAGCCGUCAGAUCAGAAAACAAAUACCGUACACAUCCUUCGAAGGCAGUUCCUAAUUUCAACACAAUUCAAGAAUUAGUCGAUCGUUAUUUUAGAGGCGAGGGCAAAGACCCCGCAAUCGAGAGUGCUCUGGUUUCCAUUGCACAAUUCACUCAUUUCAUCGGUGCUUUCGAAGAGAGAACACCCGCAUACAUUCAACCUAAUACAGAUGCACGACUCGUCGGUCUAUGCACCGGUCUGAUUGCUGCUACCGCUGUUGCCUCGGCUGAUUCGCUGACUGCCCUUAUUCCCUUGGCCGUCGAAGGUGUCCGGAUUGCGUUCAGGGCGGGUGCACACGUGGGAAGAGUAGCACAACAAAUUGAGGGCGAACAGAAGGCACAGUCGUGGUCAACCAUUGUUGCUUCAGAUGAGAAGUCAGCGCAAGCUGCACUCGAUGCGUUCCACAAACAAAAGGUAACCUCGCCGACCAACAAGCUAUGGAUCAGUGCCUCUUCAGCCACCUCGGUCACCAUCAGUGGUCCGCCUUCCACCAAAGCGAGUGCGUUCGAAGAGUCUGAAUUCUUCCGCACCGCGAAGAACGUUCCAGUCCAAAUCUUCGCUCCUUACCAUGCGUCUCAUCUCCACUCACAAUCGGAUUUGGACAAGAUUCUGCGGCCACAAACAAAAGUCAUCUUCGAAAAUUCUCCAGCAAGAUUUCCCGUCUGCUCCAGCGUGACUGGCAAACCCUUCACUGGCAAGAACGGAUAUGAGCUUUUGCAAGAAGCUCUCCGGGAGAUCGUCAUUGAACCCUUCCGAUGGGAUAAGGUUCUCAAGUACACAGCCUCUGGUAAGGCCGAGGAGGCCAAAGUCUUUGCUGUUGGCCCGACCAAUUUGGCGAGCAGUGUCGUGUCUGCGUUGAAAGCUUCAACCCCCAAAGUUACACUCGAGGAUCAGUCACACUGGACCACCAUCGCACCAGCUGGAACCCAACAUUCUAAACGAGAGGCUGAUAUUGCCAUUGUUGGUUACUCCGGCCGAUUCCCUGAUGCUGCCGAUAACGAGCUUUUCUGGCAGCUGAUGGAGAAGGGCUUGGACGUCCACAGACCCGUUCCUCCGGACAGGUUCCCGGUGGAUUCACACACAGAUCCUACAUCGAAGAAGAAGAACACUUCCCACACGCCAUUUGGCAACUUCAUUGAGAACCCCGGCCUCUUCGAUGCCAGGUUCUUCAACAUGUCCCCUCGAGAGGCUGCGCAGACAGAUCCUAUGCAGCGUCUCAUGUUGACCACGGGCUAUGAAGCCAUGGAAAUGGCGGGUAUCGUCCCUGGUCGAACACCUUCCACCAAACACGACAGGAUUGGAACAUUUUAUGGUCAGACCUCCGAUGAUUGGCGUGAGGUCAACGCCGCGCAGGAUAUUGAUACAUAUUUCAUUUCCGGUGGCGUGCGAGCCUUUGGACCUGGUCGGAUCAACUAUUUCUUCAAGUUCAGCGGCCCCAGUUUCUCAGUGGAUACUGCUUGUUCUUCAAGUUUUGCCGCAAUCAACGUAGCUAUCACUUCUCUGCGUGCAGGAGAAUGUGACACUGCCUUCACUGGCGGUGCAAACGUCCUGACCAACUCCGACAUUUUCUCCGGUCUUAGCAGAGGCCAUUUCCUCUCCCGAACAGGAUCUUGCAAGACUUGGGACAACGAUGCAGAUGGCUACUGCCGUGGUGAUGGUGUUUGCUCUGUCAUCAUGAAGCGUAUGGAAGAUGCUGUCGCCGACCGUGACCCAAUUUUGGGAGUUAUCCGUGGUAUUGGGACCAACCACUCCGCUGAGGCUGUCUCAAUCACUCAUCCCUGCGCGGAGAACCAAUCAUUCUUGUUCGACAAGGUAUUGAAGGAGUGCAACGUUCAUUGCAACGAUGUAAACUAUGUUGAAAUGCACGGCACUGGCACCCAGGCUGGUGAUGGCAUUGAAAUGGAGUCGGUGUCAUCAGUCUUCGCUCCACGCAACCCUCGCAGACGUCCUGACCAACCACUAUAUGUAGGCGCUGUGAAGUCUAACAUUGGUCACGGUGAGGCUGUGUCGGGUGUGUGUGCUCUGAUCAAGAUCAUCCUCAUGCUUCAGAAGAGCAAGAUCCCGCCGCACACUGGUAUCAAGAAGCAGAUCAACAAGAACUUCGCUCCUGAUCUGAAAGAGCGCAAUGUCAACAUUGCAUUCCAAACAACGCCAUUUCCCCGACCAGCAGGUGGCAAGCGUGUUGUGUUCAUCAACAACUUUAGUGCUGCUGGUGGUAACACAGCUAUGCUGUUGCAGGACGGACCCGAGGUUCCCAAGGAGCCUUCCACCGAUCCUCGAUCCACCCAAGUGGUGACUGUCUCUGCCAAAUCUCUCGGAGCGUUCAAGAAGACGAUCCAGAAAUACCAGGACUACCUGAAUAACAACCCGAACGUAGGCCUCACUGAUUUGGCCUACACUCUCACUGCUCGUCGUGCGCAUUACAACUACAGAGCCGCCUUCCCGGUUCAAUCCAUUGCUCAGGUGCAGGCCUCAUUGAAGGCACUCGAGGACCAGACUCACAACCCCAUUCCUCUUGCCACUGCUCAAAUUGCCAUGGCAUUCACCGGCCAGGGCUCGCAGUAUACUGCCAUGGGCAAGAAGCUGUUCGAGACUUCCAAGCAAUUCCGUGGCGAUAUCGAGGAGUUCAAUGAGAUCGCACUUCGCCAGGGACUUCCUUCCAUCUUGCCCUUGAUUGAUGGCUCAGUUGAAGUGCAGCACCUUCCUCCCACCGUUGUUCAGCUCGGUAUGUGCUGUAUCCAAAUUGCUCUCACACGUCUAUGGGCUACCUGGGGUAUCGCUCCCAGUGUGGUCAUUGGUCACUCUUUGGGUGAAUACGCCGCUCUUCAGGCCGCGGGUGUCUUGUCAGUUGCUGACACCAUCUACUUGGUUGGCAAGCGGGCACAACUCCUGGAGCAAAAGUGCACCGCCGGCACCCAUGCUAUGUUGGCCGUUCGCUCUCCAGUCGCUGGAUUGCAGGACGUCAUUGCCAACAGCCAUGGGAAGAUCGAGAUCGCAUGCAUCAAUGGGGUUUCCGAUACUGUUCUUUCUGGAACGAUGGGCGACAUUGAUGUUGUCGCACAGAAGCUGGCCGAUGCUGGUCAGAAGUGCACCAAGCUCAAGUUGCCAUUCGCCUUCCACUCUUCUCAGGUUGAUCCAAUCCUUUCUGAAUUUGAGAAGCUUGCAUCGUCUGUCAAAUUCCACGCACCUAGAGUGCCAGUCAUUUCUCCAUUGUUGAGUGAUGUUGUCAGUGUUGGUGGAGUCUUUGAUGCUUUCUACCUCAGCCGACAUUGCCGCAAGACUGUUGACUUCGUAGGUGGUCUUUCCGCCGGUAUGUCUACCGCCACAAUUAGCGACACUUCGCUGUGGCUUGAAGUAGGUGGCCAUCCUCUCUGCGCAAGCAUGAUCAAGUCUUGCUUGUCAGCACCAACUCUUCCCACCAUGCGCCGUGAUGAAGAUCCAUGGAAGAUCAUUUCCACCUCAAUGGCUGGCCUCUACACCGCUGGAAAGGCAUUGAACUGGGAUGCAUUCCACAAGGAGAACGAGGACAUGCGAGUUUUGAACGAUCUUCCAUUCUAUGCCUACGAUGCCAAGAAUUACUGGCUUCAAUACACCGGAGACUGGCUUUUGUACAAAGGGGACUACCCCAAGGCCAUCGCACCUACUGCCGUCGCUGCCGCUCCAUCCGGUCCGGCUAAGACAAGGAAGUAUCUGUCUACUGCUGUCCAGGGCAUCGUCUCUGAGCAGGUCAAGGGUAACACGAUCUCAAUUGUUGCAGAGUCUGACUUUGCGCACCCUAAGCUCUUCCCGGUCAUUGCUGGCCAUUUAGUUAACGGUAGUGGUCUUUGCCCCUCUACCCUGUACGCUGACAUUGCGUACACGCUGAUCAAUUAUGGUGUGGAAACAUUGAGACCCGGUCAGAAGGUUGCCAUCAACAUCGGCACUAUGGAUAACCCCGCCCCUCUUCUCCUGAAGAAUAUCAAUCAGCCCGAGAGCCAAACGUUCUCCUCCUCCAUCAAGAUUGAUCUUGACGCUGGCAAGGCUGAUUUCCAGGUUACCUCAUUCAAUGGCAAGAAGGACGUCGUCCAUGCCAAGUGUAUCAUCAGAUUCGAAGAUCCUGCCGUCUGGAAGGAGGAGUGGGCCAAGACGGCUUACCUUGUCCAAUCUCGCAUCGAUCUACUUAAGCACAAAGUUGAGAAUGGCGAAGCUGACAAGGUUAGCAACAAGAUGGCAUACAAACUGUUCGGCGCUCUCGUUGACUACUCUGAGAUCUACCGCGGAAUGCAGAGCGUGGUGUUUGAUGGUUCUGAGUUCGAAGCCGCAAGCAGUAUCAAAUUCAAGGCUACUGCCAACGACGGCGAUUUCUACUUCAGCCCCUACCUGAUCGAUAGUGCAUGCCAUCUUUCUGGCUUCACAGUCAAUGCAACCGUCAACCCUCGGGAUGAGUGCUACAUCUCUCAUGGCUGGUCCAGCUUGCGCUUCUUGGAGCCCCUCAAAUACGACAAGCAAUACUACGCCUACGUGAAGAUGCAACCAGUUGCUGGCAGUAAGAUGAGGUCCGGUGACGUGUACGUCUUCGACAACGAAACAAAGGAAGUGGUUGGCGUUGGCGGCGCCAUUCGUUUCCAAUGUAUCCCUCGCAAGUUGAUGGAUGUCAUGAUGCCCAAGCCCAAGGAUGGAGCCGCUCCCGCGAAGGCUCCCGCUGCCUCGGCAGUCGCCGCACCGAGCCCUGUUUCGCGCGCUCCAGUUCAGGUCUCUAUCCCGGUUGCUGCACCUGCUCCCAAAGUGAAGGCGAAGAAGGCCCCUAAAGCCCCCAAGGUCAAGGCUCCUGCAGCCCCUAAACCGGCUUCAGGAGGUAUUGCCGUACGUGCCUUCGAUAUAAUCGCUAAGGAGAUUGAUGUCGAGCAAGCUGAAUUGAACGACGACAUCCAAUGGGCCGAUAUGGGUGUUGACAGUUUGAUGUCUUUGACAAUAUCUGGCAAGUUCCGUGAGGAUCUAGACUUGGAGGUUGAGAGCACACUCUUCACCGAUUACUCCUCAGUCGGUGCUCUUCGCAAGUAUCUCAGUGGUAUCUCAGCACCAGAUGGCGCAGGUGCCGGCGAUGCUAGCUCAGUCGAGUCCACCGAUUCGGGCUCUGAGAGUGACGAAGACACCGCCGAAUCUGGUAUAACCACCCCUGAGGCUGAAGAUUUCCCCGCGAAGCAAUUCGAAGGUAGAUCUGUUGCGGUGGAAGCUGUCGCCCAGGCACCAGGUGGUGAUAUGAUCGAGACCAUCCGCGUCGUCAUUGCUCAGGAAAUGGAAAUGGAGCUCGAGGAGAUCACCGAAACCACUGAUCUCAGCAAUCUGGGCAUGGAUUCGUUGAUGGCACUGACUGUCUUGGGCAAACUUCGUGAGGAGCAUGAGAUCGAUCUUGACCCUACUAUUCUGGCAGAUAACCCAUCGCUUGGUCAUCUCCGCAAGGCUUUGGGUUUGGACAAACCUGCAGCUGCCGCACCUCCCCCAGCAGCACCAAAAGUUUCUGCCAACGCACCAGCUCCGGCACCUCCAGCAGGCAGCCAUACAUUCCAAGUGAACACCCAGAUCACUCCUGCGGCUCCGGUCGUUGAAGUGGUUGUUCAGAUGCCCCCUGCGACUUCAGUCCUGCUUCAGGGAAACCCAAAGACGGCCACAAAGAACUUGUUCCUCUUCCCAGACGGCUCAGGGUCCGCAACAUCAUAUGUUUCCAUCCCAGCAAUUGACAGCAAGAACCUUGCAGUCUAUGGCCUCAACUGUCCUUUCAUGAAGGACCCAACAAGCUACACUUGUGGCAUUGAAGGUGUCUCCAAGUUGUAUAUGGAAGAAGUGAUGCGACGUCAACCUGUGGGACCAUAUAUUCUCGGUGGUUGGUCGGCAGGUGGUGUUGUUGCCUACGAAGUCACCCGACAAUUAAGUGAUCUUGCUAAGCUACAUCCCGACAAGAACUUCACGGUCGAGAAGUUGGUGUUGAUUGACUCGCCUUGCCCUAUCAGACUCGAGCCUCUACCAGCACGUCUACAUCACUUCUUCGACGAGAUCGGCUUGCUGGGAACCGGUACCGGCAAGACGCCCAACUGGCUACUCCCUCAUUUCGAGUACAGCAUCAAAGCCUUGACUGCUUAUAAGCCAGAACAAAAGACCAUGCACGACUUCAAGCCGCCACCAACUCUGCUCAUUUGGGCCACGGACGGUGUUUGCGGCAAGCCAGGUGACCCAAGACCACCACCACAGGCUGAUGAUCCCAAGAGCAUGAAGUGGCUCUUGGAGAACCGAACCGACUUCGGUCCAAACGGAUGGGACAGGCUUUUGAGCCCGGAAGUGUGCAAGAUGGUCACUGUCAUCGGCAACCACUUCACAAUGAUGAAGCCUCCAGUGGUAAGUUUUAUAUCUUUAUGA
This is a messenger RNA of Exophiala aquamarina CBS 119918, 6543 nucleotides long. RefSeq lists its product as uncharacterized. Gene Ontology annotation, molecular function: 3-oxoacyl-[acyl-carrier-protein] synthase activity; phosphopantetheine binding; fatty acid synthase activity. NCBI's taxonomy places the organism in Eukaryota, Fungi, Ascomycota, Eurotiomycetes, Chaetothyriales, Herpotrichiellaceae. Gene Ontology annotation, biological process: fatty acid biosynthetic process; secondary metabolite biosynthetic process. The record is from RefSeq and is a predicted model, not a curated record. The transcript has 2 exons. Bases 1 to 6543 code for a protein of 2180 amino acids.